GGGCGCGUGAUUCGCUCCUCGCCGGCGGGGGAGGGGGCCUUUCUCCCUGGCUGUCGGCCUCUAGUGACGUCAUGCUGGCGGCGGCGGGAAACUUUCGAACGCGCGGAGGGAGUGAGCUGGUGGCCCCGCGCGCGCCCGGGACAGGCUGUAUAAAGAUAUGAAUAUUUGCAGAAUAAGCUGUUGAAUGACUGUUUUGCUGAAGCGAUGACUUCUCAAGAAUUUACUGUAUUGUACACUCACCAAAAAAUGAAAAAAUCAAAAACGUGGCAAGAUGGAAUUCUGAGGAUUAGAACUGGAGGAAAUAAGGCAAUCUUGUUUGAUGAUAAAGCACAAUGUUUGGAGAGCAUAUUUAUAAAAUCUCAGGUGAACGCUGGAGAUAAUUUAGAAAGUGAACGUUAUUUGAUCACUGUUGAAGCAGUAAAGCUGAAUGAAAAAUCUUCUGAAGAUCAGCCAAGGAAGGCAGAAACUACAGCAGUGAAUAGAAAUGUCAUAAAGCCUGGUGGUCUGCCUCUAAGGCACCUGCCUGUUGGGUUGAAAAGGAAGUUUACAGGUUUCCAAGGGCCACGCCAAGUUGAAAAGAAAAUACCAACAAAGGAAGAUGAAGAAAAAGCAACAAUAUUGCCUUUAUCUAAGCAGUGUCAGGGUUCUUUUCCAUCUAAGUUUUAUAUCACCUCUCCCUUAUUUUCUACGAUUUGCAAGAAGGAUGCAGACACAAAUUUGUCUACCAACUUCCAUGAAGAUGUAUAUACAAACAAUGAUAAAGAACAUGAGUCUUUCACCUCACUGGUUUCCGCUCCAUUUCUUGAUAUAUGUAAAGAGACAGAGAAGAGGAACUCUGAUCAGUCUGUUGUGAAGCCAGAACAUCCUCUAAUUACAGAGCACACCAAAACAAGCAGUCAUGUGGCAGUGUCACAGAACAUCAGGAGCACGGCACAGAUAAUAGCUCUUUUGAAGUCUAAACCAGCACAGCUAUGCAGAGAGCAAGCAACUUCUGACAUCACAGGAUGUCAUUCGAGGUUUCAGACAUCAGAAAACGUAGAUAGUUUCCAUGACCGAAAGAGCAUAACCCUACCUGGCUUUUCAGGCAACCCUGACAAAGGACUUACUCAAAAUAUUCAGCACCAACAUUUUACAAAGGAAACUGGAAGUGAUAAAAGGGAAUGGAAUGCUGAAAUGCUGCUAAGUUCUGCUGAACAACCUUGUGAUAAAGAAGUUGCAGGACAAAGGCACGACAGAAAGGCAAAUAACUUAAGUCAAGAUUUACAAGAUCCCUGCAGUACAAAGACUUUGCAUCCUGAAAAAAUGUGUGCCUGUAUGAAUUUAACAGACAGCAAAGGGCAAUGCACUCUGGUUUGUGAAAGAUAUCGAGAACCCUCAUUCUCUAGAAGUGAAGGGGUACCUAAACCGUUAUCAAUUAACAGAUGCGCUGCCAAUGACCAACCAAAUAGUUGCAUCCUAUCUGAAUCCAGCAUAAGUAAAAUGAACAGCAGUGAAUUUGUGUCAUCCUUAAGUGAUAUUUCUUUUUCAGCAAGUCCAGCUGAGUCCAUCGCCCCUGAGACAAAUCCCUCCACAUGCAGAGAGCAUUCAGUGGCCAAUGGUCUUAUAGAGGAUUCAUCUGUAAAGUCACAAAAUGAACUCCAGCCAAGACGAAAUUCAGAAACAGUGUCUAGUGACUUGGAGCUCUCUGCAGAUGUAGUAUUGACUGGACUUGAAGUUGUAAAAGAGGAAUUAGGUACACAUGGCAGAGACAGUGGUCCAGAUGAACAGGUGAUGGAGAUUAACUUCAAUUUAUUGGAGGCUUUUGAUUUUAAUGACACAGACAAUAAAGACCUGUGUGAAAGAGAUGUGAAAGAGCUUGUUGAAGGAGACAUGCUUUCACAAGGUCCAGCUUGCUUAAAGGGAAAAGAUGCAGCACAAACUGUUGAGUUGAGACUUCAUUCUUCCUGUGAAGUAAUGUCACGCAGCAAAAAAGAAGUCAAAGGUUUAAUAUUUGAUGGAGAGAAUGAUAGAAAUCGCUCUACAGGAGGUAUACCAUUGCUGCUUUGUGACAACAAUGUUGGCAACAUUUGGAGAACUGCCGAAGACUCUGUAAGCCCCACCAGAAUUGAAAUGGAACUUUUGGAUGAUAGAAACAAAAUAAAAGAGACUAGUGAAAGUCGAUUAAAUAUUGAAGCUAGCACCUGUAAGAAGGAUCUUGAUGACUGUGCAGCAAAUACCAUUAAUGAGGGGUUGAUAAAAAGCAAGGACUCUGAUCUUUUGCCUAGUGGCACAAAUAUUAAUGAAGGUCAUGCUGAAACCAAUAUAUUUGAGAAAACUGAAAGUAAUUCAUGUAUUUCUAGCAGCAGAAUGAUUUCUGCAAUGGACAAAAGAACUGCAGAGGAAGUGUUACCGCUUGGAUGUACAAAAUCCCAGUACAUAGAUUUAGAACAUUUCCAGGGUACUAGUAAUGAUGGCAUUAAACCAGGUAGUCCUUUCCCAGCUUUUUUGCAAAAAUCUGAUACUUCUUGUGGCUCAUUCGAAUAUAUUGUAGAGGAUCAGCAAAAUGUAUUUGACAUUUCAUAUAAGGAAGAUACUAUAAUUUCCAGAAGUGCUAUCUAUCUUUUAGGAAAAGGCCAUUCAUCUUCAGAGGAAACAGAAAUAGGUGAAACUGAGUUUGAAAAUAUAGAGAGCAUAAAUUCCCUUCAUGAAGCCUGCGAAGGUGAAAGAAUAGGAAUGGAUUGCGUGAAAUGCACAGCAUUUGUUGAAAAUUCAUCAGAACUUCCUGAUUUGGUAAACAAUAUCGCUCUUUUAAGAGCUUUGACUGAACAUAGCACAGCAUUAGAAAGCUUACAAAAGAUACAGGAAAAUAGUAGCUUAUUAUAUGAAGCAGAGACUUCUAAAGAGAUAUUUGAACCCCUUGUAAGAGACAAAGCUAUAAAACAAUUAACAGAAAUGUCUUACUCAGGAAGUAGAGAGCUAUCUUCUUGUUCAUACUUGGAUUCUUCUGGCCUUACGCCCCUCUGUGUGGACAACAUAUUACAGAAACCCAAACCAUCUAUUCUGCCAGCAGCACCAGGCCAAGGAGACUGUAGGACUUUUGACUGCCAGCCAAAGUCUCCACAUGCAAGAAAUUUUCAUGAAGAUGAUACCAAUUUUACUGCAGAAGGGAAUUUUCAAAAGAAGUCUAACAUUAUUAAAGAGUCAAUAAUGGAUGAAACUCCAUUGGCACUGGGUAUAUAUUCUGAAAUUCCGAAACGGAUAAUGUCAGGCUCACUUUCACAUUCUGAUUUGGUGCAAACGCAGUGGACUUCAUGGGAACCUUCCAAGAUGAUUUCAUCAGUACCACCAGCUUCCUCACUUAAUCCAGACUCUCCGAUUUGUCCACCUUCAAGAAAUGAGGAAACUAUUGAAGACAUCCAAGAGCCUCUGAUAGACAGGAUCAUACCAAUUGGCACAGAACCUUCAGAAUGCUUCUUCACAUGGGAGGAAUCCAGCUAUCCAGAACAAUGCAACCUCUCAAGAUUCAAACCCACUGUUAAAACACGAGCUCCACUUGUCACUGUUCCUGCCACUGGGAAGAUUCCUGACGCAGAAGUUUAUCUGACUGACUGUGAUGCGGUUCAGCAAUCUGUUGGCUCUUCAGUAGUCAAUUUACGCAACAAGUCAGCAGUGUUUCCUAUCAGUGCUUUUGGCCCCGAGGACAGGAAUUAUGAAACCUCUGUGUUUGAAGAGCAUACGGAAGACGGACAAAGGGAGUCUAUACAACCAAUGUCUCCUAAUGUGACUUCACAAUAUAGACAAAGCAAGUGGCUAAAAUACCAAAACAGUGCUCAGUGUGACUUGAUAUCUCAAAACAGCGAUGAUGUGGAAGUGACUGAAGACAUCUGGGCUGAGAACAUCCUUGGAAUGCCACUGGGUGACACAGGAGAGAGCCAGAGCAGUGCUAUGAAUAAAAACCCUCCUGGCUCUGUCUGUCUGCGGAUGGCAAAGAGCAUGGUUGGUAAACGUUGUGCAAAUAGCAAGAACAGAGAUUUAAUUUCAGAGAGGAAGUUACUUUCUCUGCACUUAAGUCAGGCUCCUUUAGCUGAAGCAACACAAAAGGUGUUAAGCCAUCUGAGCUGCCACACUGUAACAGGAGAAGUCCAGGACUUAACAGUUUCUGAGUUGUCCUUUCCUAAUGUGGAUAAGGUAAAAUAUGCUAAUGUUCCUAAAAGGAAGAUUGCCAUACCGACUGUUUUUCAGUCUCAUGUUCAUUACAAACAGAUUUUUACAGCUGCUUUAACAGAGCAUUUAAACAUAAUUCUAUUUGAGCUGUCACAAAGAUUACACAAGGCUCUUUCAAAAGUGGAUAUAUCAUUUUACACUUCAUUGAAAGAUGGGCAAAGUGGGAGCAAAGAAAGCCGUGUUCCACUGUGUGAUCACAUGCUUCCUGCUAAGCUUGUUGUCGUUAAAAAAGAAGGUCAGAACAAGGGUCGUUUGUUCUAUACCUGUGAUGCCCCAAAAGCUGAGCAGUGUUCAUUUUUCAAGUGGAUAGAAGAGGUGAAUCCAGGACAGAUAAAAUCCAGACCCGGUAUAGUGCUUCAUGAUGUAAAAAGUAUUGGGGCGUACCUCAGAAGUCAGAAGAUUUCUUUCUAUGAGGGAUGCCAGCUUUUGGUGAGGAAAGCCUUUGAAAUUCAAACAAAACAGUUUAAUAAGUUAAAGAAAUUUAUGAAUACACGUGCCAAAUUCGAUGGUGAUUCCAAAAGCAAAUUAUACCUCAAACUGAGCAGAAAGGAGCAUUCUUCUGUCUACAGUAAAGAUGAUAUUUGGGUUGUUUCGAAGACUCUAAACUUUGAUCCCCUUGAUACUUUCAUUGCAAGUAGUGCUUUCUUUGGACCGUCAUCUAACAACGAAGUAGAAUUACUACCCCUGAAAGGCUAUUGUCCCUCAAACUGGCAAACAAAUAUGCUUGUUCAUGCCUUGCUAGUUUGUAAUGCUAGUGGUGAGCUUACGUCUUUAAGAAAUAUGGAGGAGUACUUCAAUCCACUUACGCUACCACUAAUACCGUAUCUACUAAAGAUGAAUUUUGAUUCUGAAAAGGCUACUAAGAAAGUCAACAAAAGAAGAUUUAUUCCCCCAGCGUCAAACCUGAAAUGCACAAUGAUGUAUGGACUUGUCAGCCCUGAAAUAACAAUGGCACUAGCCAGGAAGAUGAUCCAAACGUUCUCAUUGAACCCAGAUCAAGCUACGUCAUUGAUCCAGAUAGCUGGGAUGAUGACUUCGCAUGAAAAUGUCAAACCAGUGGAAGAACAGCAGAUCUUCCCUAUCACAAUCAUACAUGGUGUUUUUGGAGCUGGAAAGAGCUAUUUGCUGUCUGUUGUAAUCUUGUUCCUAGUACAGCUCUUUGAAAGCAGUGAAGCAAAGGAUGGCCAAAGGCCAGUUCCAUGGAAACUUCUGAUUGCUUCCUCCACUAAUGUUGCCGUUGACAGGAUACUGCUUGGUCUACUUGAUCUUGGAUUUGAGAGUUUUAUCCGAGUGGGAAGUAUUAGGAAAAUUGCCAAACCAAUUCUUCCCUAUAGUUUACAUGCUGGCUCAGGAAAUGAAAAUGAACAAUUGAAAGAACUGCUUGCUCUCAUGAAGGAAGAUUUAACUCCAGUUGAAAGAAUCUAUGUGAGGAAGAGUAUUGAGCAACAUAAACUAGGGACCAACAAAGCUAUAUUGCAACAGGUAAAAGUGGUUGGAGUGACCUGUGCUGCCUGCCCAUUCUCUUGUAUGAAUACCCUUAAAUUUCCUGUGGUGGUGCUGGAUGAGUGCAGUCAGAUGACUGAACCUGCUUCUCUCCUUCCUAUUGCCAGGUUUCAAUGUGAAAAGCUGGUCCUUGUUGGAGAUCCUAAGCAAUUACCACCAACUAUUCAAGGGUCUGAUAGUGUUCAUGAAAAGGGAUUGGAGCAGACUCUGUUUGAUCGGCUUUCCUUAAUGGGGCAUAAAGCAAUACUGCUUCGGACACAGUACCGAUGUCACCCUGCUAUCAGUGCUAUAGCCAAUGAGCUGUUUUAUGAAGGAAUUCUGAUAAAUGGUGUUUCAGAGGAAGACAGAAGUCCUUUACUGGAUUGGCUUCCAACACUAUGUUUUUAUAGUGUUAGUGGGAUGGAGCAAAUUGAAAGAGACAACAGCUUUUAUAAUAUGGCAGAAGCUCAUUUUACAGUCAAGCUUAUCCAGUGUCUGAUUGCAAGUGGAGUAGAAGGAUCUGCAAUUGGUGUGAUUACUCUUUAUAAAUCACAGAUGUGUAAGAUUCAGAAUUUGCUUAGUGGUGUACACUCUGAAGCUCUUGAAAUUAAAGCUGUCCAAGUGUCCACUGUAGAUGCAUUCCAAGGAGCUGAGAAGGAGAUCAUUGUUUUGUCGUGUGUAAGAACAAGACAGGUUGGAUUCAUAGAUUCAGAAAAGCGAAUGAAUGUUGCACUGACAAGAGCAAAGAGGCAUUUGCUGAUUGUUGGAAAUCUGGCCUGCUUAAGUAAGAACAGACUGUGGGGAAGAGUAAUUCAUCACUGCAAAGGUUGGGAAAAUGGAUUACAACAUGUAAGCCAGUGUGAGCAGCAGCUAAACAACAUUCUUAAGUGUUAUUCGGAGAAAAAUAAUGAAGAAAAGGAUAAGAAAAAGGAAAAUUAAAAUGUGUGCAUAUUUUUAUUUAUUAAAAAAUACAAAAUGUGUGUCUAUAAAGAUCACUAGGGCUCUUCAAGCAAAUGUAAGAUUUGUUUCAUGUGGGAUAAUUAAUUUUGUUUAUACUUCAGUGUGCUGAUACUCCUGUGUUAACCCUCUGUUUAUAUGGCUACAGACAAAGAAUAAAGUUAUUGCAUCUGCUUGAUAACUGAAUCCUUUUAUAGUUAAGUUAUUAUACCUGAUCGUAUUAUUCAUGUUUCAUUAUACUUCAGGUUAGAUAUAGACCUAACAGCGUAUCUUAAAACAAUUUUGUGAUAUUCUGUAUUUACACAUCAGAGAACCUUACAUCUAGAAGCAUGAUUAAAAAGGGACUAAUAAAAAAAAAAAAAAGGAG
This is a messenger RNA of Dromaius novaehollandiae (emu), 7009 nucleotides long. It is a transcript of the gene ZGRF1, whose product is annotated as zinc finger GRF-type containing 1. The transcript is spliced from 28 exons. The record is from RefSeq and is a predicted model, not a curated record. Gene Ontology annotation, molecular function: zinc ion binding; RNA helicase activity. Gene Ontology annotation, cellular component: cytoplasm. The coding region runs from base 205 to 6624 and encodes 2139 amino acids. Lineage: Eukaryota; Metazoa; Chordata; Aves; Casuariiformes; Dromaiidae. Gene Ontology annotation, biological process: nuclear-transcribed mRNA catabolic process, nonsense-mediated decay.